Messenger RNA from Microplitis mediator, 499 nucleotides. RefSeq names its product 60S ribosomal protein L30-like (gene RpL30). Bases 122 to 466 code for a protein of 114 amino acids. Gene Ontology annotation, cellular component: cytosolic large ribosomal subunit. The transcript has 3 exons. NCBI's taxonomy places the organism in Eukaryota, Metazoa, Arthropoda, Insecta, Hymenoptera, Braconidae. Gene Ontology annotation, molecular function: RNA binding; structural constituent of ribosome. The record is from RefSeq and is a predicted model, not a curated record.
UGAUCAACUUGUGCUCGGCACAUAAUUGACAUUAAUUUUAUUACAAUUAAUAAAAAUUAAGUACAAAAAGUACUUAAAUAUUUAAUUUUAUUUUUAGUGAAAUUAAAAAUAAAUCAGCAAAAUGGUUGCGCAGAAAAAACAAAAAAAGGCGAUGGAGAGCAUCAACUCCAGGCUUGCGUUGGUAAUGAAAUCAGGAAAAUACGUUCUGGGAUACAAACAAACUUUAAAAUCUCUGCGUCAAGGCAAAGCUAAGCUUGUUAUCAUCGCCAACAAUACCCCACCACUUAGGAAAUCAGAAAUUGAAUACUAUGCGAUGUUAGCUAAGACUGGAGUCCAUCAUUACACCGGUAAUAACAUCGAACUUGGUACCGCUUGUGGUAAAUACUUCCGAGUAUGUACUCUAUCAAUCACCGAUCCUGGUAACUCAGAUAUUAUCAAAUCCAUGCCAACUGGUGACCAAGCGUAAUUGUAUUCAAUAAACUUUUAAAUGAAAAUAAAA